Molecule: messenger RNA, 3693 nt
Organism: Stegastes partitus (bicolor damselfish)
Lineage: Eukaryota; Metazoa; Chordata; Actinopteri; Pomacentridae
Product: androglobin
Exons: 30
Biological process (GO): proteolysis
Molecular function (GO): calcium-dependent cysteine-type endopeptidase activity; oxygen binding; heme binding
Source: RefSeq, a predicted model, not a curated record
AUGCCAAAGACGCAGGCAAAGGCAGAGAAGUCUUCUUCCAGCAAAAAGUCUCUAUCUGACCGACAAACAAAAGCAACGUCCUUGGAAGCCACUUCCUCAAAGAGCCUCGAAGGUGUGGGCAGCUGCAGAUCCCCCAUUUGGCCUGAGUGGAAUGAUGCUGAAGUCGCCGAGGAAAAAUGGGGCUCAAGGAAUGGACCUAAAGAUCGGAAGAGAAAAGAGAGUUCCAAAACUCCAUUUUUUGAAGAUCCAGAAGGGAAAAUUUCUCUGCCUCCAUCUUUGAAAGUGCACACUUGGAAGCGCCCUGGAGAGUUUAUUAUUGACAAGGACAUCACUGUUGUCAACAAUCAGAUGACCUUUGACCUGGUCUUUCCCAACGAUCAUCUGCUUCGCAGUGAGCUGAUGAGAUGGAUCAUCAGUGAGAUCUAUAUUGUAUGGACGCUGUCUAAGUCUGCGUCAACAGAGCAAGAUGACUGGAGACCUUGGGAGCACAUCUACUCGCUUUGUGAGGUGGAGAAAGGUCAUGUGCCACUCUACAACAGCUAUGGGAAAUAUGUGGUCAGACUUUACUGGAUGGGUUGCUGGAGGAAGAUAACAGUAGAUGAUUUCAUGCCAUUUGAUGAAGACAAUAACCUGCUUCUCCCUGCCUCCACCUGUCAGUCAGAGCUGUGGCCAAUGCUGUUGGCUAAAGCUCUAAUUAAAGUGGCCAACACAGAGCUAGUGUCAGAAGUUUGCGACGAGAUAGGCGAGUUCAGCGUUAUUCACGCGCUCACCAGCUGGAUCCCAGAGAUCAGUACAAUUAGGCCAAUGUACACGAAAAGAAUCUGGGAUUUCUUACACGGCACCAUUCCUGAGUUUACACACCUGGAUGAGAGUUUGCCUGAGACGACGCCUGAGACUGCAGAUCCAGCUACUGGGAGAGAUUCCACCCUACGGGACGACGGGAAUCAGCUGCCGGAGAUAGAGAAAAGUGGCCCUGAGGUCGUGGUGUGUGCCAGCUACUACCCUUUUCAACUACGGAACUACUACUUGCGGUUUGGCCUCAUUACUAAUUCCUCAGAAUGCCUUCGUCGCCACGGCCUCAUCUCGCUGCACAACCAUAUUGUCCUGUUGACUAGGACUCGCGCGUGCCAGCUGGAGGCACCACCCAAACCUCCACCUGUGCCCCAAUGGAAAGUCAUCCGUCAGCGCGAGGAGAUUGUGGUCACUGCUGAACCGAAGAAGAUUCCUUUGUCGAAACCAGAGCAGUUCAUUGAGGUUGCCAGCCCUUUUCUCUCCGACCGUGUCAAGAGCAGCGGUGGCGCACUCCCAGAGCUGUGCGCCAAGCAGGACGCUUCAGGGAAGUGUUCCUAUGGAUCCCCUCUGGUGUCCAUUACUGAGGAAGGGGAGGCUGAAUGUCGAGGAGGCCCUGAGCCUGAUGCAGCUGAACGCACUGCUAGCUCACCAAACAGCGCUGAUAAAAUACAGGUUACUGCAGAGGACAAGAAGAAGGACGAUGAUGACAUCUCCAAUGAUAUGCCCCAAACUGCAAUUGCAGUGCGUGUAGCUGAGGAAUCCUCCGCUGUUGUCAGUCCCAUCCUACAGAAGACCUGGGUGGACCUGGAUGACUUUGCUAAAUGCUUUCAGUUACUCUGGGUGUUUCAUAAGCCACAGGUCUAUCCGCAUCAUAUCCAGAAAUCAUAUUUUAAGAGCACCAUCUUGCCUGAAACUACAGGAGGAGUAAACUGCGCUGGAUCACCUACCUCCGGAUCCCUUGCUGUAGCAAGCCCUGAAUGUCUAGAGGUCAGAGAUUGUUACUACCUGUAUGUGGACAGUCUGCAGCCUUCACAGAUCCUCAUCAGCUUCACAGUGCUUCUCCUCUGGGGAGAUACAGCCAAGGAGAAAAAGGACAUGUCAGCGGCACAAAGGCUUGCCGGCCUCUCCGCCCUGCCGUACUGCUGGACAAGUGUGCGUUCUGAGCUGCCAGUUCUCACCAUCAAGACCACCUCCUCAAUGGCAGCUGUGCUUAGCUUACCCCCGGGGCGCCAUGUGCUACGCGUCCACACAAGCGCACCGCUGGGCUACCAUGUCCACCUGUGCAGCAAGACACCGUUCAUCUUUGGGGAUGAAGAGACCGUCAUGUCACACCUCGGAAACAAGGACAGUGCUCGUUUCACUGAGCAGGCGUCGUCCAUCUUUAGGGCCCUGUGCAGACUAGUGACUUCCUUUGGUGAUGAGCAGGAGCAGGCAGCGCUUAGAAAGAGCCUGGAAGAGGCUCACUGUCCCCAAAACAUCAGCACCGCCCUGGAAAAAUGGGAACACUACAAGGUAUUUAACUCAGCAGUUUACCACAUGCUGUGUGAGGCUCUGGGCAGGAAGCUGACAGCAGACGAGCGAUUGGCUGUACAGGCCCUCACCGCUGACCCCUCAGUCGCUGCCCAUGACCCUAAAGAAUACUCCCCUGCAUUAGAUGCAGAUUUAAAGCCCCCAGAAAUCUGGAGAGACAGGCAGCCAACAGACAAGGAGCUCAAGGCAGUCCCCGUUCUGCAGGCUGGAUUCAAAGGGCAGUUGGAGCAAGAGGUCCUUAAUGCCUCAAAACCUGGAACGAAGGAGAAUCUCACUGCGUCUAAGAUCCUUUUGGAAAUGUGGCCGAAGAUUGAAUCCGACGCCGACAGACACGCUGCCUUCUUGCUACGGUAUAUCAUUGAAAAUUCUGAGGGGAAAGCAGAGCUCUACCCCUGUCAACAGGAUGAAUCGGCCAGAAUCACCUUUGCUGAUUAUUCCGUCUCUGUUCAAGACACCAGCAACUCCUGGCUCUUGAUCUUUAGAGAGGUGUUCCUGGUUCCUGAGGAGAUGCUGCUGGUACCACAGGUCCACUCCACAAUCCCUAACUGUUGGCUGCACGUCAUAAAUAAUGACACAGGAGAGGAGGUGGAUACGAUCGGCAGAGAAGUAGUACCCCAUGUCUAUCAACCAAAUAAGCUCGGUUUUACCUUUGUAGCAGAGAGCAUCACACCUGAACUCACCCCUGCUGGCGCCACAUGGAGGAUGCGCCUGAUUGGUUUAAAGGAACCCCUUCCAAAACUGUCCCAUGAGACUCGACCCAAUACAUUCUCAGUGAAGAAAGUCCAGGAUUAUUACGUUCCCAAUGACAAAAAUCUCAUUUGUCGCUACCGUGUGCAGGUGACGUCGGACACCCUCGGGACGAUUCAGUUUCAAACUUCCAAGCCUGACGUGUUUAUACGCCUGUCUGUUCUGGACCAGGAGAAGGAAGUGGAAUGCAGAACAGGACAGGGCCAUGUGACAAUUCCUGUGUUCUAUUUCCUGGCCAACACAGACCCCGGCUGCACAGAUGAAAAGAACCAGAAGGGAUCCCCCACCCAGGACGCUCCGCAGCACAGGAAUGGGGCUCACAGCACAGUCGGGAAAUCAGACUCUUCAUCUGACCAGCUUCAGCCUCCCACAGAGACUAUGGUAUCACCGACAACUGGUCAUAAGCACAUGGUACAGGCAGAGGUGCUUCAUAAGAGCUGGGAUUUGGAUGAAUCUCAGUUGGCUUUUGUUCAUAUGCUCAAAGAGUUGGAGAAGAAUGAGAUGAGAGUACACAAGCCAGAGGAUUCGAAGCCUUCAUCCACCAGCGACACACCAAGCCGUGGGGGGCGCAAACAUUCCAAGAAGCCAGCUGCCAACUCCAAAUCUGGCUCCAGGAAGGAAAUG